Molecule: messenger RNA, 1209 nt
Organism: Oikopleura dioica
Lineage: Eukaryota; Metazoa; Chordata; Appendicularia; Copelata; Oikopleuridae
Source: the annotation of a GenBank genome assembly
AUGACACAAGAGACCGUUGUUUUAGCUUAUUCUGGCGGUCUUGAUACGAGCUGCAUUCUCGUUUAUUUGGUGAAGCAAGGGUACAGAGUUGUUGCUUGUAUUGCUGAUGUUGGUCAAGAUGAGGACUUCGAAAGAGCGAAAGAAAAGGCAAUGAGCAUUGGCGCUUCCGCCAUCUACGUCGAAGAUGUCAAGGAAGAAUUCGUUACGGACUUCAUCUGGCCGUGGGUAAAGUCAGGAGCAAUUUAUGAGGAACAGUACUUGCUGGGGACGAGUCUUGCUCGACCGCUAAUUUCCAAGGCGCUGGUUAAAGUUGCAAGACUGGAAAAUGCCCAAUAUAUUUCGCACGGAGCUACUGGCAAGGGAAAUGAUCAAGUCCGAUUUGAAUUGUCAAUCGCUGCCCUCGCCCCCGACAUCAAAAUCAUCGCUCCUUGGCGCGAUGCCGAAUUUUGCGCCAAAUUUGCUGGUCGAAAUGACCUCUUCAAUUUCGCUGAAGAGAACAAUAUCCCUCUUCCUGUCUCGAAAUCGUCUCCUUGGUCGAUGGACGCAAAUCUGAUGCACAUUUCUUAUGAAGCCGGAAUUCUCGAGGACCCAAAUGUUUCUCCUCCUGAUCGAAUGUGGCUGAUGACAAAAGAUCCCGUCAACGCUCCCGAUGCUCCUGAAUUCAUCGAAUUGGUGUUCGAAAAAGGACUUCCGGUCAUGAUGAAAUACAGGGAAACGGAAGUUUCAGCGCCGCUAGAGCUGUUCAAAAAGCUCAAUGAAAUUGCAGGAGAACACGGAAUCGGAAGACUUGACAUCAUCGAAUCAAGAUUUGUCGGAAUGAAAUCACGUGGUUGCUAUGAAACUCCCGCUGGGACUGUUUUGCUCACUGCUCAUAAAGAUCUGGAAUCGCUAACAACUGAUCGAGAAGUUAUCCGAUUGAAGCAAAACCUUGGGCGAGAAUUUUCCGUUCAAGUUUACAACGGAAUGUGGAACUCGCCCGAGGCCCAAUUUACGAGACAAGCGAUCGAUCAUUCUCAGCAAUUUGUCAAUGGUUCCGUCAAAUUGCAGCUCUACAAAGGAUUUGUCCGAGUUGUUACAAGAAAUUCGAAGACGAGCGUCUAUGAUGCUACUUUGGCGUCGAUGGAUGAGCUGACAGAUUAUAACCCGGCUGAUGCAGAGGGCUUCAUCAGAAUCAAUGCUUUACGAUUGAAGCAACAUGCGAAACGUUGA